AUGGUGGACAGUGAGCUUGCUCCCAAGUUUGCCCCCUUCUUUGGGAUGGCCGGUAUAGCUGCUGCUUCGCUGAUACCCGUCGUCAUGGCCGGUAUCAUUGCCGUGUACGGGCUUGUCGUUGCCGUCCUCAUUGCUGGAGACCUAGGGCCACCACCAGAGACCCAUUACAGCUUAUAUACUGGGAGUUUGCACCUUGCAGCUGGACUUUCGGUCGGCCUCGCAGGCCUUGCUGCCGGUUAUACCAUUGGAAUAGUCGGCGAAGCUGGAACGCGCGCCUACAUGCAGCAAUCCAAAGUGUUCGUGGGUAUGGUGUUGAUUUUGAUUUUCGGAGAAGUUCUGGGUCUAUACGGAUUGAUUGUCGGCUUGAUUCUGAACUCGAAGAGCUCUGCCUAG
Arthroderma uncinatum is the source of this 393-nucleotide messenger RNA. Its product is annotated as vacuolar proton-translocating ATPase subunit. Lineage: Eukaryota; Fungi; Ascomycota; Eurotiomycetes; Onygenales; Arthrodermataceae. Gene Ontology annotation, cellular component: proton-transporting V-type ATPase, V0 domain. The transcript is spliced from 6 exons. The coding region runs from base 1 to 393 and encodes 130 amino acids. Gene Ontology annotation, molecular function: proton-transporting ATPase activity, rotational mechanism. Gene Ontology annotation, biological process: proton transmembrane transport. The record is from RefSeq and is a predicted model, not a curated record.